This is a messenger RNA of Vitis riparia (riverbank grape), 1479 nucleotides long. RefSeq lists its product as uncharacterized. The transcript has 2 exons. Lineage: Eukaryota; Viridiplantae; Streptophyta; Magnoliopsida; Vitales; Vitaceae. The coding region runs from base 1 to 969 and encodes 322 amino acids. The record is from RefSeq and is a predicted model, not a curated record.
AUGCGCUUGGGUGUUUUUUCUCGGAAUAUUCGCUCUAAACAUGUAUUUGAACCAGUCGAAUCUCAAGUAACCGACUCCAAAAGGGCAGAAGAAGAGGUCCAUACUCCCUCCAUUCUUGAUGAAGCUGAAGACGUAGAUCAAACCAUCCGGGAUUCUAACAACGCUGCAGGAAUGGUUCAUAUUAUGGCAGCUGAAUCAUUUGAGGGCCAGAAAACACAACAGGCUGAGGCCUGGAGACCCACAAGCACUACCCAAGCUCUUGAGAAGGGAAAGAAAUUACCCCCACUGCACCCUAAAAAGGUGUUUAUUCCUCCUCAGCCACAAGAGGAAAAGGAGGAUACAAUGAGCAGUAAUCUGCCAGAUUGGGAAUUCACUCAUGGCAACAAAGAGAUUGAGGUAAAGGACACUCAGGAAGUACUACAACACACUGCUAAUGAUGUGGAGAACAUUUCUAAUGAUGGGAUACUAGUGAAAGAGAGGGUCUCCGAAUUGCCACCUACUUCAGCUGUUCAUGUCUCAAUUCCUUUGCCUCAAAGCUUGGUUGGACUUCCUACUCCCUUCUCUUCAAGUCGGGCCCCAGUGCCACUUACCACCCUUACCAGUGCUCCUGAGAAGCCCAUCCUGUCCUCUUUUUCAACAGUUGGCUCAGACUCAUCACCUACCAUUAUUUCGAGUCAUGAACUUCAGGGUAGGAGAGCAGCACCCACAGUCGAAAAUCCUACUCUCCCCAUCUCAACCAUGACCAAUGCUAGCACAUUGGUGCCCGGAAGCUCAAACCUACAACCUCCUCCCCAAGCCGAGCACCAGGGGAUUUUAAGGGAUGAAGAGUCUAUUCCCCAAAUAGGCCCACAUGCUCAGGCAGGAAGUUUGGCAUGGAUCAGGGAAACCAGUAUUCAAGUUCAAGGACCUGGGUUCUCUCCUGCGGGCUAUUCAAUUUUGGAGCAAAUAUUUACCAAGUAUGGGACAUAACUGCUGAUUGCUGCUUUACAGCGCCCCAGUUUCGAGCCCAGUUUCUAGCCUCCAUAGUGAAGAUUGUGCAACUGAUGCAGCAGCACACUGCCCGAGAACUAUCAGAUGCAGAUAUCUCCUUUAUUUGUAGUACAUUGAGCGAUUUGGAGAGGGCACAGGUUAAGGUUGAUUGGUUAAGAACUCAAUUUGUUACUGUGGGGCCUCUGAUUCACUAUGCACAGGCUGAGGCCAAGAGGGCCAUGAUGCUCACUCACUUGAGUGCAAUGAAAGUUGAAAUGGCACAGCUAGAGCAUGAGCUGGAUCAAUCUGAGGCCAUCUUGCGAGGCUUGAAAGAUCAAAUGCCUGACUGGCUUGGAAUUGAGGAUAAGCUUGGCAAGGGAUUAUUGUAGACCAUUUGCUCAUUGUUUUCUGUUUGUUUUUUGAAGCUUGGAUGACUUGAGGAAUAUUGGCAUGUUGGAGUUCACAUUUAUCAGAUAAUGAUCCAUGGAAGCUUAAACAUUAGCUGACUAA